UUUCGCUGCACUGCCGGCGGGUCCCCGGCUCAGCAGCUGGACGCGGCAGCCGGGACGUUACCACCGCCGCCGCCAGAGGAGACAGUGGCUGAGCUAUGGGGCCAGCCGCCUCCUGACCACACCAUGGAGCCCUAACGAAGGCGUCUGCCCCUCCCCUCCCGGGGGAUUACCGCGAGGAUGGGAUGGAUUUAGGAAGCGACGCGUGCAGCAGCCGCUCCAGCUCCGAGUCCAGCUCCAGCAAAGUCACCCCUUGCUCGGAGUGCAAAUCCUCCCCCUCCCCCAGCAGCCUGGACUUGGCGGCCCUGGAGGACUCGGAGGAGGAGGAUUACCUGGGGUACGGAAGGAAGGGCACUGCCGCGUGGGAGGAGGACGGGCUCAGCACCGCCGGCUGCGAUGCCAAGGCUGCCAAGCGAAGGAGUUUGGCGGAGGAGCUGGAGGAUGUGAGACGCACCAGCGCCUCCAACACCAUGCCGCCCCCCGCCCCCAACGGCAACCCCCCGCCCCAGGACCUCCGGCAGAACGGCAACGUGGUGCCCCCCAGCCGCAGGACGGGACACCGCGGGGCAGGAGGGCGCAAAGCCCAUCCCCAGAAAGCCCAGCCGGCUGUGGGGAGGCUCCGCGGCGGAGGGGGGGUCGCCCCCGGGCACCCCUUGGACAGCUCCACGGGGGGCACUUGGCUGAAAGAGCAGGACCCUCAGCUCCCGACUAUGGACUGGGAGGCUUUGGAGAAACACCUGGCAGGGUUACAGUUUCAGGAACAGGAGGUACGAAACCAGAGCCAGAAAACAAACUACACCUCAGCUCAGAAAAAUGAGAGAGAGUCUAUCAGGCAGAAAUUGGCACUUGGAAGUUUCUUUGAUGAUGGCCCAGGAAUUUAUACCAGCUGUAGCAAAAGUGGCAAGCCAAGCCUUUCUUCUCGGCUACAAAGUGGGAUGAACCUGCAGAUUUGUUUUGUAAAUGACAGUGGUAGUGACAAGGAUAGUGAUGCCGAUGACAGCAAGACUGAAACAAGCUUGGAUACACCUUUGUCUCCAAUGAGCAAGCAAAGCUCCUCCUACUCUGAUAGAGACACUACUGAAGAGGAAUCCGAAUCCCUAGAUGACAUGGAUUUUCUCACUAGACAAAAGAAACUGCAAGCUGAAGCCAAAAUGGCUUUGGCUAUGGCAAAACCAAUGGCCAAAAUGCAAGUGGAGGUGGAAAAGCAGAACAGGAAAAAAUCCCCCGUAGCUGAUCUUCUGCCACAUAUGCCUCAUAUAAGUGAAUGCUUGAUGAAAAGAAGUUUAAAACCCACUGACCUGAGAGAUAUGACUAUUGGGCAGCUACAAGUGAUAGUCAAUGAUCUCCACUCACAAAUAGAAAGCUUGAAUGAAGAAUUGGUGCAGCUGCUUCUUAUUCGAGAUGAAUUGCACACAGAGCAGGAUGCAAUGCUGGUAGACAUUGAAGACUUGACCAGACAUGCUGAAAGUCAGCAGAAGCACAUGGCAGAGAAAAUGCCAGCAAAAUAAAGCAAGAAGCCAUCAGAAUACGCUAGCAUUUAUUUUGCUUCUGUGAUUGUACAAAUGCUGAUGCUCAAGGUGGCGCACAAGAAAAUGAGUGUUAGUCAUUGAUAAUGUCUGAAGCUUUAUGUCCAGUGAUUGGCCUCUGCUCCUUAAUUUAUUUUAAUUUUUUAUUUGUGCCACUAAAUAUCAGGCAUUUUAAUAAUAUUAUUACAAAAAUGUACAGUACUUAUAACAUUACAAACCAUGGAUAAGAAGAAAAGGUAGUUUACCUUUAUUUUUGUUUGUUUAGAGAUUUUAAGUUGAACAGUAUUUUACCAUUGACUACUUUUUAUUCUUCACUGUAGUUUUAAACAAAGAAACUGUAAUUGACGGUGCUAUACAAGUAAAAAGAAAAAAAAAUGCCUGCCUCAUAGUGAAAUUGUAGCGUUCAGUAAUAUGUAUAUUUUAAUCAGUUUUCAACAUUUUGUGAAUGUUGACUACCUGACAUUCAUUUUUAAAUGUGCUAUUAACAUUCAGUUGGAUUCAGAGAGUUACCUUGAAAGUUUUAUGUAUAAAUAUGUAAAAUAAAAUUUAAAAUUUUGUUUCAUAUGAUGUCUUUUUGUUGACUAGUGGUUGACUUAGGUGUUGCACCAGUAAUAUAUUCAUCCUACUAAAUGUGCAAUUCCUAAUUUCUCAUCACCAGAAAGAGCUUUUUUUGCAUAUUGCAUUUUACAAAAAAAAAA
Trachemys scripta elegans is the source of this 2221-nucleotide messenger RNA. RefSeq names its product schwannomin-interacting protein 1. Gene Ontology annotation, cellular component: plasma membrane; cell junction. The transcript has 8 exons. The coding region runs from base 183 to 1505 and encodes 440 amino acids. Lineage: Eukaryota; Metazoa; Chordata; Testudines; Emydidae. The record is from RefSeq and is a predicted model, not a curated record. Gene Ontology annotation, biological process: positive regulation of hippo signaling.